ACUUGUCUGAUCUAAUCUAAACGGGCCUAUAAAAUGACGGCAGCAAUGAGGUGAGGAGGAGCAGCGUGCAUCUGCUCAUCUCCCCCAUUCCUCCAUCCUGCCGUUGCCACGUUCCCGUGUCGUUUUGCUCCUCACCCGCGAUCUCCUCUCCUCUCCGCCUAAACCCCCUCCCUCCUCCGCCUCGUUCACUCCGCCGCCGCCGCCGCCGCCAGAUCCAGCAGCUUCAGGUCGGGGCUGAACCUUGGACUUGGAGCGGCCAUGGCUUCGGACAACAUUGGCUCGAGAGAUGUAUGUGUUGUUGGGGUUGCACGCACCCCUAUGGGUGGUUUCCUAGGUGCCCUGUCUUCCUUGUCAGCUACCAAACUUGGUUCCAUAGCAAUUGAAGCUGCUCUGAAGAGGGCAAAUGUUGAUCCAGCCCUUGUGCAAGAGGUCUUCUUUGGUAAUGUGUUGAGUGCUAAUUUGGGGCAAGCUCCUGCAAGACAAGCUGCUUUAGGUGCAGGGAUACCAAACACAGUUGUUUGCAGCGCAGUUAACAAAGUUUGCGCAUCUGGCAUGAAAGCGACAAUGUUUGCAGCACAGUCAAUUCUAUUGGGCAUCAAUGAUAUUGUUGUAGCCGGUGGCAUGGAAAGCAUGUCUAAUGCUCCAAAAUACAUUGCUGAAGCUAGAAAAGGAUCUCGUUUUGGACAUGACACUCUUGUUGAUGGCAUGCUUAAAGAUGGCCUUUGGGAUGUAUACGGUGAUUUUGCCAUGGGAAAUUGUGCUGAGCUUUGUGCUGACAAUCAUGCUCUGACAAGGGAAGACCAGGAUGCCUAUGCUAUUCAAAGCAAUGAGCGUGGAAUUGCUGCUCGGAACAGUGGUGCUUUUGCAUGGGAGAUUGUUCCGAUUGAAGUUCCUGUUGGGAGAGGGAAACCACCGGUACUUGUUGACAAAGAUGAGGGCCUGGACAAGUUUGACCCAGUGAAACUGAAGAAGCUCCGUCCUAGUUUCAAGGAGAAUGGUGGUACUGUUACUGCUGGGAAUGCUUCUAGUAUAAGUGACGGUGCUGCCGCAUUAGUAUUGGUGAGUGGGCAGAAGGCACAAGAACUUGGACUGCAAGUUAUUGCACGAAUCAAAGGAUUUGCAGAUGCAGCUCAAGCUCCUGAAUUAUUUACCACUAGCCCGGCACUUGCCAUACCUAAGGCUCUUGCUAAUGCUGGCUUGGAGUCUUCUCGUGUUGAUUACUAUGAAAUUAAUGAAGCCUUUUCAGCUGUUGCACUUGCAAAUCAAAAGCUUCUUGGAAUUCCUUCAGAAAAAAUUAAUGUACAUGGAGGAGCUGUGUCUUUAGGACAUCCUCUUGGAUGCAGUGGUGCUCGAAUUUUGGUCACCCUGCUUGGUGUUCUUAGGGAGAAAGGUGGCAAAAUCGGAGUUGCUGGUGUUUGCAAUGGCGGAGGCGGAGCAUCUGCUCUCGUUCUCGAGCUUGCAUAAGAAGCCUUGUGAUCCAUCUCCAGUUCUCCAGGACGUUUGUGUACUCUAGUUUAUUUGAUUUUCUGCUUUAGCUGUUUGGACAUUCUUUUAUCUUAAUAAUUGGGUAAUAAAGUGUGUUUGUGGUGCCAAAGUUAAUCUGGUUUGUACUUUUUGUCAAAAUAUUUCUCCUGUAAGUGGUAAUAAUGUGGUAUGCAGCAGUCUUUAGGCUCAAUCAAUUGUCUAUAGAAGUUCUAGAUUCUUUUUUCUGCUACACAACUGGUAACGCUCAAAUGAAGCUUUUGUGUUAGCCAGCACAUUUUUAGUGGACUAUAUCUAUCGAGAGGCCUAUCUACACAGGAAUUAUGGACA
This is a messenger RNA of Oryza sativa Japonica Group (Japanese rice), 1812 nucleotides long. RefSeq names its product acetyl-CoA acetyltransferase 2. NCBI's taxonomy places the organism in Eukaryota, Viridiplantae, Streptophyta, Magnoliopsida, Poales, Poaceae. The record is from RefSeq and is a predicted model, not a curated record. Gene Ontology annotation, molecular function: acetyl-CoA C-acetyltransferase activity. Gene Ontology annotation, biological process: fatty acid beta-oxidation. Gene Ontology annotation, cellular component: mitochondrion.